Messenger RNA from Paramecium octaurelia, 197 nucleotides. NCBI's taxonomy places the organism in Eukaryota, Ciliophora, Oligohymenophorea, Peniculida, Parameciidae. The record is from the annotation of a GenBank genome assembly.
CAGAUGUGGAAUUAUGUUACUUCUAGUAAAAUUUUAGAACUAAAACAAUAAGCCUAUGUAAAAAUAAUAUUAUCUUUCAGUCAUACGAUAGACAUGUUAAAUUAGUGAACAAGGCUAAGGCUACAGUUGAUAAUGGAAGCCCAUACAAACAUCAUUUUACAUCAAGAUUAACGAACAAAUAUUAGUAUUGAUAUUUA